Oryctolagus cuniculus (rabbit) is the source of this 733-nucleotide messenger RNA. The record is from RefSeq and is a predicted model, not a curated record. NCBI's taxonomy places the organism in Eukaryota, Metazoa, Chordata, Mammalia, Lagomorpha, Leporidae.
GUCAUAGCAGGCAGGGCCCUGGCACUGCUGCGCUGGCCCUGAGCCGUGGCUGGGGCUGGCAGGAGGUAGCCAGUUUCUGGUUUUAUCAGACUCGUUCCCUGCUUGGGAUUUGACUGAGAGGAAGACCCAGCAGGGCAGCAGAUGUGCAGAUCCGCCUGAGCUGGGGCCCCCCUCAGCCGCCGCGAUGAGGUACGCCCCGGAGAUAAAGAAGUCACCGCCGCACCUGCUCAAGAAGUUUGCAGUGUGUGACAUCCCCCUGUACGACAUCUGUGACUACAAUGUGUCCAGGGACCGCUGCAAGGAGCUGGGCUGCUGCUUUUACAAAGGCGUCUGCUAUGAGAAGGCGGUCCCCGUUUACGUCCAGGUGUUCUCCGCCCUGAUCGUCAUCAUCGCCGGGGCCUUCAUCAUCACCAUUAUUUACAGAGUUGUUCAGGAGAGCAGGAGGGAGAAGAAGUCUUCCGCGGAAGUCACGCUGAUGUCCGAGUCCAGCGAGAAGCCCGAGCCGCCCCCGUCCGUCAGCGAAGUGGAGGCCCCGCCCGUGAGCGAUGAGCCCUCCAAGAAGAGCGAGGAAGGAGCUACCUUUACCAUCUCAGAAGCCGAGGAGACUGAGGAAUGAGGUGCGGGAAGGGGUGCGGGCUGCUGGGAGCCCCCCCAACCCUGGCUGGGACCGCCGCUAGGGGAUGUGAGCAAGUGACUGCCCCACGAGAAGAAAAUAAAUGUAUUUUGAAAAUUG